UUUUUUUUUCUUUUAUGGUUACUAAAACCUUGUGCUAAGAUUCUUCCAUUUUAUAGAUUAUUGAGCGGAACGAAAAAUGUAUUGGUUUUAUAAUGAUUGUUUAUUGGUUGUAAACGCACAUUGUUGAAACCAUUUUACCAUAAUAUGACAUAUAUUAUUGGAAAAGUAACAUAAUCAACUGAACCCCACUCAGAAUCGUUUUUUCGUUAACAAUAGUUUAUUGUUGCUUACAGAUAUACAUUAAAUUCGUUUUCUGUAUCCUACCGUCCCAACUUCUCACCUAUAAUAGGUGCGAAGUAUGUCCGUCUUUUUAAAUCUAAAAUUUAAACAAAAUCAUUUAUUAUUAUUUAUCAUUUAUUAUUCAUUAUUAUUACAAUAAUACGAAUCUACCAAUAAGCACCAAAAUAAUAUUUUCAUAUUUAAUUUUGUAAUAUUUUAUACUUGUUUUACAAAAAUAUAACUUUUUUGUAAUUAUAUAAUAAGUAUAGCGGCCCUUACAAGAACCGGCCCAUUGGGAUGAUUACCGAUUUCCAGAUAGGCCGAUCCGCUCUUGUAGAAACCUAUUAAAAAUUUGAUAAUAUAAAAUAUGCUAUCAAAAUGAUUAAAAUUUAGUUUUUAUGAUUACAUAAAGUGUAAUAAUUCAUUUGCAAGUACUUACAAUUGUUAGAAGCAAGAUAUUUACUUUUGCUUAUUUAAUUAUACUCGUUUUUUUAUCGGUUUAAUAAACCAUACCCGGAAUACUUUAUUUAAUACUUACCCAAACGAUUCGGUUAUUAUCGGCGGAAGGUUAUUUCGUUGUUGAUCGUAGUGAGUCAGGAUAACUGCAGCGAGUUAAACGUGAUAAUAACAGUUCGACUGUAGACCGGUUUAGUGAUACGUCGACUACCCACUAUUAUUUGUAGUUUCAGUGACAUCGUUCCGUGGCAGUGUAAAAAUAAUACGUUUUUUUUUUUUUAUGCAUUUUUUUCGUGAAUUCUAAUUCAGGUAUACGCGCGUGAAUACAAAUUAUGCCAUUAUCUGCAUUAUAAUUACGGCGAAUAUUAUUUGUUAUUUUUUUAUUAAUAUGAAAAACGACGCGUAUCAUUUUUAGCUACCUGUAUGGUAGCCGUGAACGACCGAGAAUAAUAUUAUUGUGUCAUAUUCCACUCCAAUAUACGUUUUAUUAAGAGUGCGCCAAACUCGAGUGUCCGUACCGUUUGGUUUGGUCGAUAAACGCCAAUAAAAUCAACUUGUAGGAGUGCACACUACGUUCGAACAGGUUAGGUAUAUAUAAAAUUACAUCACUGGAGCGAAAUUUCUAUUUCCACUGCGUAAAGUAUUAUAUUCAAGUCAAGUCAAGCCAAUAGCAAGUCAAGUUGUCGGAGAUCCAAACCGCUCACAGAUGAUAUUCAACAUUUAAAAAGAAGGAAAUUUAAUAAUUUCAUUCCACAUUGUUGCCGUAGUUUUUGAUACGAAUUCUCAAUAAUUUGAUCAAUAUUUUUUAAUAGUCAUGACGAACGACACGUGGUCUGUAAGUAUCCGACAUUUGUAUAACUUAUUACAAACACUACUAUAUACAGUGUUGAAUCUAGGUAUAUGGCCGGGGGGAGGAGCGAUAGCCUCUCCUGGAAUUUCAUUCGCCCCCCCCCCGUUAAAUGUAGAUAAAUUAAUUAAAUAAUAAAACAAAUUUGAUUAAGAGGGCAUUUAAGCAAAAAAAUAAAAAAAGUCCAUCGCUAUAAUUGUUAGUGCCCCCUCCUCCCAGAAAAAUCGUCUGGAUUCAACACUGACUAUAUAUCAUCGAUUUUACUAUCAAUACUCGAAAUUAUUAUAUUGUUUGACUCUGGGGCAUUAUCGUUUGUCGGACGUUUAUUUCAACCGUACAACGCGGUAUUCGAUAAAAUUACCAAAAUAUUACGGCAGGUUAUGUAUGAUUAUCUUCUGGUUUUUAUGUUGUCGAGGGUCACGAAUUACAGUAGAAAGUCAUGAAAAUAUAAACAUAUUUAAUAUUUUAAAUACUGAGCUUUUUACGAGUCCGUCGAGUUUUUUUAUUUUUUAAUCCACCGGGGUUAUGAAGAGAACUCUGCACGUGUGAUUUUUUAUCUACGUCAUUCUCCCACUUUAUAUAAAAUCGCCUCGACACGUUUAACGUUUACUGAACGAGUAUCUUAUUAAUUACUAUCUACUUUUUUUCGAAUGAAUUGUUGACAUAAUAGUAUUAUUAUUAAUUAUAAUUUAUCAUAAUAUACAGGAUGAUCGAUCUUUCGUAAAAUAUAUCCAUUAUAUCAUAAAGCAAUAUAAUUAUAUUAUAAUUUAAGAUUUACACGCAAUUUUUCAAAUUUUACCUAACCCUUAUUUUGUAUUUCUUGUAUGCGUAUAUUUUUAGUAUGACAUAAGGGUUCUCGUCACUAACAUUUGUAUUUUUGUUUCUGUCUCACGAGUAAAAUAGAAAAAAUAAGCGUUCCGCGUGACUCUUUGGUUAAGUUUAGAGGGGAGGGUUCAAUUAAACACUUUAAAAAAAAGAAUAUUUUUUUAAAUUUUAUCGAAUAAUUUUUUUUAAAUAUUUGUAUAUCUAAAUAAGCUUUAAAUGGUUAAAGCUGAGUUAAAUAUUAAAACAUGAAUAUCUUGAUAUGGGACAUUGUUGCUAUAAUAUUACGCGCUAGUCAGACAGGGAAAACAAAUGUUGUCACGAGGCCUUCUUUAAACAGCUUAAACGCUAUGACACAAAUUUGGAUAGAAAAUAAAACUCUGCUACCCAAAAGCGUACCCAGAGGAGGGGGAGCUAAGGGGGUUAUAGUCUUUCCCAUGGGCCAUGUUUAUGUAUAUAUGUAUACAUAUUAUAUCAGGUGAUUCAUUUAAGUGAGAAAUAUUGACUUUUUUCGGAAUUUGUUUCCUAAAACAUUUAAGAAACAAUCUGCUCUACAAUUUUAUAUUAUUUUAUUUUUUUGUCAACCUUAUUUUUGGGGGUAAAACCACUACCUAUUUUUGAUUGUCAAAUGACAACCUAUAAUAAAAAGUCCAUAAAUAGAUGGAGUAUAAGUUAAAGUCAAUUUUAGUGUUGAAAGUUUUGAUUUCCGUUGAUCCGUUGACGAGAUAUUCCACUUUUAAGUAUCGGUUGGAAAAGAGUAGUGGAGUGUCAUUUGUGUGGCGGUACGGCACGCGGCGUAUCAAUGACGCACCACUACUAUCCUCCAACCUAAAAUUAAAAGUAGAUAUCUCGUCAUAUCAUCAACGGCUUGACAGAAAUCGAAAAUUUCAACACCAAAAUUUAUUUUAACUAAUACUCAAUCUAUUUAUGGACUUUACAAUAUAGGUUGCCCUUUGAAAAUCAAAAGUAGGUAGUAGUUUUAACCUCAAAAAUAAGGGUUACAAAAAAUAACAUAAAUAUAAAAUUGUAGAGCUGGUUGUUUCUUAAAUGUUUAAAAAAAUAAAUUCCGAAAAAAAAAAUACUUUCCGAGAUAAUAAGUAUACCCAAUUAAAUGAAUCACUCGGUAUAUACUAUUUAACGAAUUGAGUGUUAACUACGUUUCUAGUUUUUUUUUCCACUUCUGAAAGAACGUUUUUUCCACUGAACCGUAAAAAAACGAUUUAAGGACGAGCACUAUGCUAGCAAGUACCAUAGACUCAAUUGGUUAACCAUGGCUAAUAUAAAUACAAAAAAAGACAUUAAUGAAAAUUAUAUACGAGUAAUUAUUGAUUUUGCUCAAAAUUCUCCUGGGAAGGUACAGCUGUUAGAGCGGAGUACGUAUAGUUACAAGUAUGCCAUAACAUAUAGUUAUAUUUUAUUUUUUUAUAGUAUACAUUCAGUAUCUACCUUUUAAGUUUUUUAGAUUUUGAGUUGAGCGAAGAAGCGUAUGAUUUUAUAAAGAUGUUAAUUUUUUUUUCUGUGGACAACUUUUCUACCAGAGAUUUUGUUCCAAUUUUUAAGUGUACCACCUUUUCUAAAAUGAAAUCGGUGUGGAAAGGUACUUAAAAGAGGUAAUUUUUUGAUUUUCCCAGAAAAUGUGAACAACCGAGAAAAAACAUGGGAAAAACGGGAAAAUCAGUACAACAAACAAAUAUUAUUAAAGAAAAUAAAUAAUGCCUAUUUAAUUACUUUACCUUAAUAUGACAUAUAUUUUUGACAAAGCAUCAUUAUCAAGUGAACUCCGUUCAGAGUCGUUUUUACGUUAGUAAUGGUUUUUUGUUGCUUACAAGUACACAUUAAAUUACCUAUAACAAUGACUGCACCCGUUCUCAUUAUUCUAGAACCUCUUUUAAUUUCUUAUACACAUUUAAAAGUAUUAUAUUAAAUAGGUUUGGGUGUUAAAACUCCCCCCCCCCUUGUAUAUUUGUCCAUGUUCAAGCAAAAAUCUAAUUAGCCCUCCUAAAUUCAAAAUCCUGACUACACCACUGCUGCUAACUAAAUGAUUUCAGAUUGCUCUUGGCUUUUAACGCGACUAAAAUGAUUUUUGAAACAAAAAUUGCUUAAUGGUCGAGACUUGAAACGUCAUCAUAUACGAGGUUAUACUAUUAUACGAGUGAUUUGUGUAUACGUUGUAGAUCGCAAAAAAUCUGUUCAAAACAGUGACUAGGAAGAAAACGUUCGACGAUGAAGUCCCGAAGAAAAGUCAAUUGAAACGGACUUUGAACUUAAUCGAUUUGACCGCUUUGGGUGUGGGUUCCACGCUUGGUUGCGGCGUCUAUGCGUUAGCCGGGACUGUGGCCAAAUCGAUUGCCGGUCCCGCGGUCGUAUUAUCAUUUGCGUUGGCCGCAAUCGCUUCUACUUUUUCAGGUACUCGAGAUUUUUCUAAUAAUAUAUUAUAUUAAGUGCAUUUUCCCGGUGAUGACUAAAUGCGUGGGUGUUAAGUGUAAUGUAAACAGGCAAAUGCAGCUGUUUUACUAAAAUAACCGGUAAAUAUAAUGUAUAGAUAAUUGCAAAUGAAUGUUUUGGUUUAAGUGGUUCUAUAAAAUGGGCGAUUAGAUUUUUUUAUGCAUUUGAAUCAAAUAUUAUAGUAAACGGUAGACAAAUAAACACGAGGCGUAUAUAUAUACAACUUCAAGUACAGUUUUCCAAAUUUUCUGCAAUUUGUAAAAUUUUGAAAAUGACUGUUUACUUUUUAAUGACCACCUUAAUGAUAUGAUUUUCCACAAAUGUAUUGUCUAAUAUCCAUUAAUAAGUGACAAGUUUUACAUCCACGUUCCCGCCCAAGUAUGAUAAAAUAUUUUUUUCUGUGUGCUAAAAUUAAAUCCACUCUUUUUGAUUGCGGUUUCAUCUUCAAUAUUCUGGGAAGGAUUCAUCAAAUUUUUUUAUUUUUGAUAUUAUUGUUUAUUCAUUUAUUAUUUUUCACUAUUUAUAUAAAAUAUUUUUCUCAUUUGACAUUAUUCAAUUAAAGAGUACCACGAGGAAUAAAUAAAACAUAUACUGUUAUAAUUAAAAUUGACCAAGUUAUUGAGUUUUUUUAAAAUAUUAGAGAAUACUUUUUUAAGUAUUGAAAAAUAAAUAAUAAUGAAUGAAUAAGCAAAUAUUGAUGAUAAAUGGUUCCCGAAAUUUUGAAAAUGAAACCACGAUGGAAUGCACACUUGAAUUAAUUUCGGAUGAAUAGAAAAUAUUAAUUUAUCAUAAUUAGGCGAAAAUAGAUAGGUCGUUCUUGGGUGAAAAGAGACCCACUCCAUUUAAUAAGGCGAAGGAGUGCCUUUUUACGAACGAAUUUGACAUUUUAGACUAGUAAGUGGGGGAAAAUUAGACACACCUAUUUUCCAAUGUUCGAUUUAAGUUUUUAAAGUAUGUAAGUAUUUAUUGAUAAUAUGUAUCAGUUAUUUAGGAAAUCGAUUUUUCAAUUUAAAAUUUGGUGCCUAAAAUAAAUACAAAUGUAAUGUGGUUAUUUCAUGAAAUUUUCCAAAAAAAUAUCCUAAUUUCGGAUAUCUUUAAAAUUGAAAAUCAACAUUCUAAAUAACCUAGCAAAUUUGUCAACUAAUUUAUACAUAAAUUAAAAAUUUAAAUCGGACAAUUUAUAUUUGUCCACUGUUUAUUAGUCUAAAACGUAUGAAAACUAGGUGUGUUCCAAACCUUUUACGUUACUUUUCGAUGUAUUCUGUAGGAAAUACUUUUUAAAUGUUUUUGUCAUUGACCCUUCAAAGUAGAUACCUAAUUAAAAUUAAGAAAUUUCAUUGUGUGCAGUACUAAAUCGUAAAGUGACCAAAAUAUCGAAAAUCGAUUACCACUGAAAUAUCGAGAGGGGAUAAUAAAUUUAUGAAUUCAUUUUUAAAGUUACAAUGUUGUUUAAAGGCUUUAGUAGUUUUCCACAUACGUUCGUCUAAUAUUUUUUAAAAAUUUGUAAAAUAUUAUUUAUAAUACAAAUAUGACCACAACAACAUGUAGGCAACAUCAAAUUCAAUAUUUAAACUACAUCACGAAAAAACAAAUAAAAGUAUACCAUUUUAAUAAACACUAUUGAAAAGUUUGAUUCGUGCCUCUUGUGUAUGGUAUGCGUGAAUUAUCCCUUAAUAAACGAACUGCAGUCAUUAGGUACCAAAAUGACAAAAAACACGAAUAACAUGGCUUUAAUAUUCUCAAUAUUAUUAUGAUCCAUCAUUUAAAAGACAUCGAUAGAAACGUUUGCAUGAUUUUUUUAAGUAAAGAAAACAAAAAUUCCACAUUACUGUACACCCAUAUAAGUAAUAGCUACUUCGCUCGCGGUUAGAAUCCAAAUUAAUAUUUAACAUUAUAGGUACCCAAGUAUCCAACGAUAUUUUUAAUCAGCCUUAAUCAUUAUAUAUUACCAUAUUUUAGAACAUCUACUAGUUGUUUUUUAGAUUUUUUUUCAUCAAUAUAAAUGGUGCAAUCGUGUUCUAAUCGAUUAUACGAGUAUAAAACUCUGACGUCAGUAAAGGAAUUAAUAUACAUACCUGUAUAUUUUUUUGUGGCCCACCUUAAAUACAUUAUGUGUCUCGAUAGUUCCAGAAUAAUAAGUAGUCAUUAUGUAUAUAUAGUUUUUUUUUAAAAAAUAUUUAUAAAUUCAGUUUUAACAGUAUGAUAUUAAAAUAAAUAAAUAAAUAGUUUUAAGACCCACACCAACAAUAUUUAGUAAUAAUGUCAAAUCUUUAUAGCUGUAAGUUGUGUGUCAUGUUAUUUUAUUAUAUUGGUAGGUAAAAUUAUUGGAAAAUGCCUUAUUAAAAAAAAAAAAUAAUAAUAAAAACCAAUAAAUUCAAUUUCGUUAAAUGUUCGUGUGCCGUCAUUUGUACACAAUUUCAAAAAAUAUUACUCGUGCAGUGAUGCAAUUAGCUCAUAAACCUUAAGGGGAGGGGUUUGGGCCCCCUUAUAAUAUCAAAUAAAUUCGAUUGACAGGGACUCUACCUAUGCAUUUAGAUGGUUUCAGACGACACAGGGGGGCUGAGCCCCUCUUAAUUACAUCACUAUAACUCGUGAUCACUGAUACUCUGUUUUUUAAUAAAAAAAAAAAAAAAACGAAUCACCAAUCUUUAUGUUAUUUUGAGUUCAGAUUCAAAAGUGAGUUACAGACGAUUGCAAUUAGUGAAGGAAUAUAAUUGUAUAAACAAUUUUUUUUCAGGAGUUUGCUACGCCGAAUUCACUUGUCGAUUGCCCAAAGCUGGAUCUGCGUACGUUUAUAGUUAUGUGGCUAUUGGGGAAUUGAUCGCGUUCAUUAUCGGGUGGAAUUUGCUUCUGAAAAAUAUUAUUGGCAAGUUUUCUUAUUUAUAGACAUACAAAUACUAACAUUGUUUAAAAACGGGUUAUUAUUUUUAAUUUUUUUCAGGCACUUCUGCAGUUGCUAAAACAAUGAGUAAUUAUUUGGAUUCUUUACUAGGCGACCCACAAAAAAAAUAUAUGAAAAAAUAUUUUACAAUACACAUGGACUAUAUGAACGAAUAUCCGGAUGUCACGUCGUUUUUAUUUAUCCUGUUUAUAACUUGUAAUUAUUAUUGAAUGUUUGAACGUUUAACUAAUUUAUUUUUUUUUUUUAGAUUUAUUACACUAAGUUAUGUAACUUACGAGAAAAUAAUCGAUUCUUAGUUUGUUUUUUGAUAUUGAAAAAAACUUUAAUUUUAUGUAUAUUCUGUAAAAUAAAAAAAAAAAAAUCUCUCACAUAAUUACUUUAAAAAGCAUAUUAUAACAUAGACAACAUGACGAAAGUUGAUUUCAUUAAUUAUACCACACUAUUUUUUAUAGACAAUAAUUUUUUAAAUUAUAUCGCAUAUGUAAAUUUUUACAGUGUUUGUGGCUUGGGGAGUUCGAAAAUCGUGUAAUCUCAAUAACCUGUUUACAGCACUGAGCAUGUUGACCAUAUGCACUGUCAUCGUUAGUGGUUUUUAUUUUGGUAUUUAUACGUAUUCUAUAUAUUAUAUUAUUAUACUAUUAUAUUUUAGCAUAUCAAAAAAUAUAUUUUAAACUCGUUAUAAAUAAUCAAAAAAAAAAGUCUCAAUAUUAUGUUUUAUCUAAUUUAUUUAGUAAAUUUGUCCAAUUGGUUCAUUCCGAAAAACGAAAUUCCGGCUGGAGUUGACGGCGGCAAAGGCGGUUUUUUUCCAUUUGGCUGGACCGGAAUAGUCGCCGGAGCCGCACGGUGUUUUUACGGAUUUAUCAGUUUUGAUUCGAUCGUUUCAGCUGGUUCGUAAAUUACUAUUAUUUUUUCAUUUUGAAAACGAUUUGUAGCCGUGCCUUAUUUUCUGAGGAUAGAUCAACCACUAUUGUUUUUUUUUUUAUUUAUAUAUUAUAAUGGAAUCCGAUACUCUAGGCUGGGUGCGAAGGACAAACAAACAGCUGAAUCAAAUAGACAGAACAAAAAGUAUUGAUAAAUUUAUAAAAGGCGAAAGAUUGGAGUGGGCAAGCCACGUAUGGAGGACUGAAAAUAGUAUAGCAAACACAUUCCUCGUGAACAACAUAAAUAAGAAAGGACCUCGUGGCCGGCCGAAGCAAAGGUGGCUGGAUGUAGUUAGAAGAGACAUAAUGGACCGGAGUGAAAUGGAGAAAAUCAUGCAAGUAACAGGGAAAAAUGGAAGCAACUAGUAUUGAAUUCAAUUGAGGCCUAGAUAGCCUGUAAAAGCAAAAAUAAAAAAAAAUGUAAAAAAAAUUUGAAAAUAAAAUAUUCCGUGAUCCAUGCUAUAAUAAAAUAAAAAUAACAGUAAUAAUAGUGCAAAAUAAAAUGCGAGGUUACCGGGGUGAAAUUUCCAUGUCUUAUCUAAAAAUCUUAUCUAAAAUAUUAUUAACUAUUAUAAUAAUUUAAAAAAAUAAAUAAAAAUAAUAAUUUCAUUAAAAGCGGGAUGAAUCUAUCUAAAAAGUCUUCGACCUUUUUGUUAUAUUAGAUGUGUAGCGUAAACUCUUUUUAUUUGUAAUGAAAUUGUUUCGUUGUUGAAAUACUGUACGCAGGUGAAGAAACGAAAAAUCCGGAGAAAACAAUGCCACUGGCAAUCGUCUUGACGUUUUCCUUCAUCACUUUCGCUUACUUCGGUUUAGCGUCGGUUUUAACUCUUAUGUGGCCGUACUACGAUCAAGUACGAUCAAGUGCAUUUGAAAUAUAGAAUAUUAAUUCUUUUUUUUAAUAAAGCUGUUAUAUAUUUCGUAUAUUAUAUUAUUUCAGGAUCCCAGCGCGCCGUUAUUGGUUAUUUACGAUCGUUUGGGAACGCCUGUACUCAAAUACUUGGUCACCGGCGGAGUAAUGUUUGCACUUUUUACCACGUGAGAAUCAUUUCGAAAUUGAUUUUAGAUUCGGAGUGUAGCGAGGGAUCCAUAUAGGUUUUAAUGUUUUACUAUAUGAUGUGUUUUUUUUGUCUAGAAACAAAUUUUCGAAAAAAAUUCUUGAUCCAAUGUAUAGAGAAUAGUACCUUUCCCGAAAGGAAAUUUAUCUAGUUGAAGCAUUAGAUUUCUGAUUUUCCAAGGGGUUUUUGAAAUAAUUUAAUUCGAAUUAAUUCCGAAAUAACCCGAAAGAAAACUAUCGUAAUUCCGUGGCGUUUCGGAUUUAAUUUUUUUAAAUUUUUUAACUAAUGUUUUCUAUCAGAAAAAAUGCUGUAAUUGAAAAAAGACAUAAAAUCGAUUUUAUUCCUUUUAAAUAUAUAGUUUCUGACAAAAAAAGUAAUUUUUGGAUAGCCAAAGUGGUUUUCAUGAUAAUUGGGAAAACCAAAAAGGAUGAAAAUACAUUUUUCAAAUAUUACGAAGCUAGCAAAUUACAAUGCUUUUAUUUUAAAUUGUAGAUUCUGAGUGCAGCGAGAAAUGUAUUUGUUUUACAAUGAUGUUUAUUUUUUUUGUGAACACUUUUUCUACUGGAAAGCUUACUAUUAUGAUCAAGUAUAGUACCUUUUCUGAAAGAAAAUGGUCUCUAAGUGGUACUUGAAAGAGGUCAUUUUUUGGAAUUUUUAUUAAUAUUCGAGAUAAAGAGGAAAACCUGGUUCUUAGUGUUAAAAAAAAUUGAUAGAUUAAACAUAAGGUUGUCAUUGGCAACCAUUUUUAUUUAUUUUUUGUUAUUAUCAAGUUUUUAUUAUUUUAAUAUUUUUUAAAAAAUUAUUGUUGUCAUGAAAACGCACAUUGUUGUAAUAAUUUUACCAUUAUAUGACAUAAAUAUUGUUGACAAAACAACACUAUCAACCGUAUUCCGCUCAGAAUCAUUUUUUCGUAAGCAAUGGUUUAUCGUUACUUACAGAUAUAUAUUGAAUUCCCGUCUGUAUUUUAUCUUCUCAAAUUCCCACUUACAACUGUGGCUACACCCACGUGCAAAGUAUGUCCGUCCUUUUUACGACUUAUGAUUUCUAUAAAAAAAUUGCUCUAAUAGAAAAAUUACAAGUAACCUUUUUUGUUGAAUUUUUAAUCUUCCUAGUUAUUGAGUAAGACAGUUGUUUUUUUUUUUAUUUUGCUUGUGGUUUUUUUAUUAAUUGAGCACAAUUGAGCAAAACUGAAACAUAUGUAGAAUAAACGAAAAAAUUUACGAUAAUGAUUAUUUUAUUAUUUUAAAUUUAGACUUUUUGAAUGUAAUUCAGUCAAAAAUAUUUGUAAAGACUUGACAUUUUGACAGAGUCUUAUAUUCGUUUUUUCUAAAAGUGGUAAAAUGUUAAAAACAUUUUAGUACGUAAUUUUUGUUUGGUAGGUACUCUGUGGAUGACUAAACAAAAAUUUUUGAAAGUUUGAUAGCAGGUUUAUUAUAAGUCGUACUAAAAAAAAACUGAGUGUAACGUAGUAUUUUUUUUCUUUAAAGAGUUUUUUAAUCAUGUUUUGACGAAUAUCGUAAAUAUUAUAAAAAAUAGUAUAACCGAACUUAGCUCCGAAUCGAUUUUUAUUAGCAAUAGUUUAUCCUUGGUUACAAGUAUGAAUUAAUUAACAUAAUGUAUCUCGCCAUUUCAACUACUCACCAACAACAUUGGUCGAAUCCGUCUUCAGUAUCAACUCAUUUUUUUAAAAAAUAAAAACGCGUUAUUUUAAUGUUUUUUUUUUUUAAUUUGUAUUAUUGUUUAAAGUUUAAUAGGACGUUUGUUUCCGAUACCACGAAUUUUGUACGCUAUGUCCAGCGAUGGUCUGCUGUUCGAUUUCUUGGCGAAGAUUAACAAAAAAACCAAAACUCCUUUUAUCGCUACAAUAGUCUGCGGAGUCACUGUAGGUAAAUAAUUCAUCGUUUAUAAUAGUUUUAUUUGCACGAAUUGAUCUAUUUGUCAACCGAGUGUUCACGAGUCAAAUAUUUUCUAGGACUGUUGUCAAUCGUGUUCGAUCUCGAACAACUCAUCGAUAUGGCGUCCAUCGGCACACUCCAAUCGUACAUGACAAUAUGCGUCUGCGUUCUAAUACUCAGGUAUUAUCUAUAUUUUAUAAAAAUGUAUAUAGUCGUAUUGUUUUUUAAGAGAACUUUGAUAUGUUUAAGAUAUACUCCGCGAGGAAAAUUCAAUAAUAAAUGCGUGUUUGUGUGUAGGCCGAAAAGUCAUGAUGUUUAGUCAAGAAAAAAAUAAAUAAGAUACUGUAAUAAUAACAAUAAUUUUACGACACCACGUACGGUAAUCGGAAAAUCAAUUCUAGUCGGACAAAAUGGACAGAUCAUUAGAUUAGAAAUAAAAUAUUCGGUACAUGAUGUUAUAUCUAUUACAGUGUAUAAUAAUCACCUAGAGGGUAUAAUUCUAAGUCAUAUAACCCGCGACAAUCGCAUCGCAAUAACAGUAAAACUCUAAGAGAUAAAAUCUUUAGUCGAACUGGUACUUGGUUGUACUAACACAUUUUUUCAUCGAAUAUUUUAAGAACAGUUUCGUAAUUUUAGAUUCUGAGUAAAGAUGAUGUUUAUUUUAGAUGACAAAGAAAGUCGUAUUUUGGUUUUCUUUGUAGUUUUUUUUUUUAUUAGUCCAGCAAAACCGAAAAAAAGCAAAAAGAACGGGAAAAUGUACGAAAAUAAUUAUUUUAUAUUUUGUUUUGUAAUGUAAUUCAGUUAAGUAUAUUCGAAGAGACUCAAAACUUAGACAGAAUGCUUAUAUUUGAUUUUUCUAGACGUGAUAAAAUGUUCAAAACAUUUUUUUACAUACACUUUGUUUGAAAAUUAGACAGCAGGUUCAUUAUAAGUCGUAUUUUGUGUUCAGAAAAAAUGCAACAAUGUAUUAUUAUUUUUUAUAUACAAGUUUUAAUAUCUAUUUUGAUAAAUUCAACAAGAGACCUUUUUGUUGAAUUAUUAAUUAAAAUUAACAAAUAUUACGGUAGUUCAAAUUAUGUAUUACCGAACUGCGCUCGGAGUCGUCUUUCGUCAGCAAUGGUUUAUCGUUGCUUUCAGAUAUAAAUUAAAUAACCUUGUGUAUCCUAAUUUCCCAACUUUUCGCCUACAACAGGGUCACUCCCAUAUCCAGUAUCAGCUUUUUUUUUUCAUUUUCAGUUUAUCGGAAUUUUAAUGCUGUAAGAAACACGAAUACUUUCCGGUCUGUUACUAUCGUAAUGAUUUAAAUAUAAGUCAUUUUCGAAAUUGUAAUUACUAUAAAACGAUUGGUGUAAAUAGUUAUUAUAGUUUAUCGUUGAAAACCGUUUGAUAUGUAGUUCAUUAAAAAUAUGAUAUAAAUUUAAAAUAUUUUUUCGAGCGUGAUGGUAAUUUUUCAGGGUCUUUUAUAUAGGUGCUUGCGCACGAAAUCAAAAUAUUCGUAUAACCAGUUUCAUUGUUUUAUUGUUGACCAUGAAAGCAAAACGGUGUGCGGUGGAAGGAAACGGUUAUAUUAAUUUGCUAGUAUAUAAUAUAGAAGAUUUUUUUCUAUUUUCCGUCAGAUUAUUCCGAGGUCUACAUAUUAAUAACGAAUAAGUUACGCGAUUAAAUAAUAAUUAAAUGUCCGUGAGCCUGAAUUAUUUAAUUCACCCUGACCUUAGUCACCUGGUCUUGAACCGAUUUUAACAUAUUAUAACUGAUAACAGUCAAAUACCGCGAUAGUGGGAGUAAAAUCGUACAACGGAACAGCUCAGUAUACGUGCUAAUGUUAGCCGUAUGAUAAUAAAAAUAUCAUAUUGAACACAAUAUUGAUGGCGUAUGGGGAUUCGGGAAUAUCAAGAACUUUUACAAGAAUACAAAUCGAAUUUCAAAAAUAAAAUUAUUAACAAUUAUGUGCCACCUAAAAUAUAUUAAUAUUUUUUUAAAAAAAAAGUCGUGUAUAAUAUAGUUUUGUUGUCUUUAUUCGUUGUUCUUGUUAUUAUACGUAUGUAUAUGCCUAAGUAUAUAGUAGGUAUGAUUCUUCGUUAAAAGAAACAUAUCUACUAUGUACAAUAUCAACUAGUUUUUAUGAGAAACAACAAAAACUAUUUUGCUUUUAUUAAAUUUGCAUAAUAAGACAUAGAUACCGUUUAACAUACUAUGCAUUAUGCAUAUUCCAAAAUAAUCGCAUUAAGCCAAAAUGAUACGACGAGGAGAUUUUUUAAAGUAAAACGAUGUGUAUACAUAUCAUAAUGAUAAAUUAUUUACCAUAAGACUAUUUUGAUCAAUACGAUUAAGAUUCUAAAUCCCAUUCGUAUGUUUUAACACAUGAUGCUAUAAUAUUGAAAAUGAAAAUAUCACUGUAUCACCGGUGUACUUUUUGUCUGGUGAAAAAGGCGUAUCGCAUAUUACGUCGUAUAAUUAUAAGACAUUUGUAAUUGUAAUUUUACAAUUAUAAAACACAGAUAAAUUAAGCCAUUUAGAACGGUCGUUUAUGUUAAACUGUUUAGCCAUUAAGCCGUUUAGUAGUUAAUCCAUUUUGCUAUUCAAUUAUUUUCAAAAAUUUAAUUUCCUUUGAAAACUACAAAAUUGACUUCAUCACUGGGACCAAACUCUCCAAAAACCAAUAAUUGUCAAUUGUCAAUUUAUUAUAUGCGGCUAUCAGACGCCGAUAAUUUAAAUUCAUACGCCAGUAAAUAAUUCGAAUUUCUCCAUUUUAUCACAUUUUGUUUUACUAAAAUCAUAUUUUUGGUAUUCGAUUUCACAACACUGGCGUGCAUCUGUCAGUACAAAACUCGUGUAGUUGUAGUAGAACCCCCAAUGCGCACUUUUUUGUCGAAUCAAAACGCUGUAAAAAAAAAAAAAAAUUACAAACAACAAUACGUUGAACUCCGUAUAAUUUUAUUUUCAUUUUUCAGAUACACAGAUGCGAAUAAUUUGUGUAGUCGGGACGUUACUGUUGAUUCGGACGGAAAAUAUAACUUUUCUACUUGGUUGAAUUUGUUGAAUGCGAAAACUCCAAACGUAGAUACUCAAUACAUAUCGAGAGUACUGAUACUCGUUUUUUGUACGUUAUUAUUGUAAUAUUAUGAAAACUUUACACUUUUAUUUGUUGACUAAAGUUGAUAAUUCACUUUCAGCGAAACUAAUUUUGUGUUGUUUGUCUUGAUAUUAGAGUGAAUUGACUCAUUGUGAAAUUUAAAGGUACCAAAAUAUUAACUAUUCGUAUGUUUGUACGUUGGUUUUUUUCGAUAGUUUAAAAUUCAAGCCAGACAUAAGUUUGUGGAAUAACACAAUAUUUAAAAAUGUUUAUAAUCUUGUUUGAAAAUUAAAACGUCAAAAACACCAACGUAUAAACGGAACGGAUAAUAUUGUGUUGUCUUUAAAUUUAAUAAUAAUAGUGAUAAUAAUAAUAAUUAACGGCGCAAAAUCGAUUCUACCGAACAACAAUUUGCUAUGUCUUACAAUAAAUGGAGGAGAAGGUGUAACGCAUUUUUAAUACGGUUUAUUUAUAAGUUGUUAUGAAAAUAUUUGUGUAUUAUAUUAAUUGAUCUUGGUUUAUAUUGCAUCUUUUUAAUUUUGUAUUAAAACCCAUAACAUUUGUCCGGGAUACAUUCACCUUAAUCGAUUGGGGAAUAAUGUUUACAGCUGUUUCUGCGAAUUUGUUUUGUACCAGCGUGGCUCAUUGGAAAUAUUUUCAAGGAGCGCUUCAGUAUGCGCUGAGUAUCGUAAUUUGUAUUUCGGUCGUGAGCUUAUUGCUUACUAUGUUAAUGUUGACCAGACUCCCGCAAACAAUCGAAAAUUUACCGUUCAAGGUAAGAAAUAUUUGUUUUCUAAAAAACUAAACAUUUUCGCAAUGACAGAGCAAAAAUCCUUAAGCGAGAGAACUACUUGUGAUUUUAGAUUCUGAGCGGAGCGAAGGAUGCAUUGCAGGUUUUAUAAUGAUGUUAUUAUAAUUAAUUUUCCGUAAAAAUUUUGAUUUGAUUUUCAAGCGUAGCGCCUUUUCAAAAAUUAAAUUUUUUCUGGGUUGUACUUUAAGAAGGGAAUUUUUUUAUUUUCCAAACGGUUUUCAUAAUAAUUGGGAAAAAGCUUAGAAAAAACGGGAAAAUUUACGAAAUUAAUUAUUUUAAAAUUAUAAAUGUUGUGGCCUUUCAAAAUAUGUUUAAUCAAACUUGGAUUCAGAAAUUCAGAAUCGUUUUCCAUUAGUAAUGACUGAUCAUCAAAUAUAAAUAUAUAUUAAAUUUCCCCUCUACCUUUCCAAUUUCUCACCUACAACAGUGACCCAACCAUCAUAUGAAGUAUGUCCGUUUCUUUCUAUAUUUACAUUAAAUAUUACCAUGCACGAAUCUAAGGGGAUAAGGGGCUUUAGCCUCCUCCUUCUUGGGCUGUAAUUACUAUUUAUUAUAUAUUUAAAAAUCUUAAAAAUUAUCUAAUAAGUAUAACUUUUGAAAAUUAUAAUAUAGCUCCUCCCUUUGUGUUUUUUGGAUCGGCACUUGUACAUAACUUUGGAUAUUAUUUUGUAAUAUUAUAAUGUGUAUUUGUUUUUUAUAGGUACCUUUAGUUCCUUUUGUACCCUGCGUGAGCAUAGUCCUUAACUUAUACUUAAUGGUGGAGCUGAGUUUCAGAACUUGGUUAAGAUUCAGUGUAUGUCAAGUUAUAGGUUUGUAUUACUAUUCGUAUCAAUAAUAAUUUGUUUUAUGAAUAAAUCUAAGGUUGAGAAAAAUAAUGAUUAGUAUUAAUUCAGUUAAGUUAAUUAUAAAAUGUUAACAAGUUAAUAAUUGGUUGUUUUAUAAAUUAAGUCAGGGUCAAAUUAAAUGUAUAAAAAUGUCAUUGAUUUAAUUACUUAUGUUAAUUGAUAAUUACUUAACAUAAAAUAAUAAUUAUUUUUAGAUGCCGAACGUUUUCCUAUGGGUAUGUAUCAACAUUUUUUGUGUCUGUUAAAAACUUUUCACCAGAAAUCCGAUUACCAACUUCAGUAGUGGUUUUUAGUAGAACAUUUUAUCUAGUUAAUGAAAUUUUCGAUAUUCUUUUAAGUUUUCUAAAAUAAUGGUAAAAAAACGUUGGAAAAAUUAUACACAAUAACGUUUUCUGUUAUUUUCGGGUUCGUUUUGUUUUUUUUAUUUUACAAUUUAGUGAGAAAUAUUUGUAGAAUCCUGAAAUUGUUGACCUAACCGAAAUAAAUUAAGUUCUGUAACACAACUAUUAGAUAGAGAAGGGUUAAGAGAGGACUCGGUUAGGUGGUGUCGUCGUUAUGUUAUGUCGUUAUGUGUUGUAGUAUUCAGUUUUUGGUGGUCGAAAUCGGUACCAGGAGUUCAUGAGGGCCGACGACUAACUGUAGCCACCUUCGCCAUGGCUCGUCGUCCUACGACCGUCAUCUCAUAGAUUUCUAAUACAUGAUUUCAGCAUAUUACCACAUUUUUCACUGGCUGCUCUUUCACAGUGAUUGUAAUUUUCGUGGUUUAUUUUUAUUUUUUUGUUUUGAAAUUAAAGUAGUAUACAACGAUUAGUAAUUUAAUAACAUGUGUUAAUGUAGGUAGUACAAUAUUACGAAGAUAAUGAUAAUAUUAUAUAUUUGUUUUGUAGUAAUAAAUCAGUAUUAUAUGAGUUGUUUAUGUGAUCCUAGGCAGUUUUUAUUUAAAAGCUAAUAUAGUAUUCCAAUACUGUAAGUUCUCCCCUUCGAUAAUAAUUAUCCUAGGUUAAUUAAAUACAAAGAAUGAUACUACUGAUGGGCGAUGCCACUGUUUUUAGUGGAAAGUUGAAAUGGAGGAUAUAUAGAGUAAUUGAAUUUAUAUCUGUACGCAUAAAUAAGCCAUUGCUAGGUAACGGAAAACGACAAAGAAAAAAAAAAACAUCAUCUAUUGAAUACGCCUAAAUAAAUCGAAAAUGCUAAAAGAAAGUUCUUACAAAGUUUUUGAUUGAAGCCAGAUUUCAGGCAGAAAAAUUGUUUGCAGAUACACAGAGAAAAAAUAAUAAUAAAACAUCGUAAAACCAAUCUGAAAAAUUAAAAUACAACAGAUAAAAAAGAUCUGAUAUAUUUCUGUUUUUUUUUUUUUUUUAAUGCAUAUUUAUUAUAAAAAAAAAUGGACGAAUUUGUCGAUCAACUUUUUUUCUUAUUAUUAUUAAUUUAAAGUUUAGUAUUAGUUUUGUCUAAAAAUCGAUUGAAAACAUUAAACAUUAAACUAACUGUAAUUUUUGUUCUUGAAAAACCUAAAUAUGUAAUAGUUGUAUCUAAUUAUAGUAAAACAUAAUAUUUAUAAGUUUAUUAACGAAUUUCUAAACUUUUAUAGGUCUUUUGGUGUAUGCAUUUUACGGAAUUCGACACAGUUUGGAAGGUAUUAAACAACAAGCAAAAAGAGACGAAGAAAACCGAAACGAACCAAUCUUAUGAUCUUAUAAUUAAUUAUUCGUUUUAUGUUUUUUUAUUGUCAAUGUAUGUGCUUAAGGCUCGAGCACAUUCGAAUUUAACUUUGAAGGAUAUAAAAGAAAAUGCGAAUUCUUCGCCUAGGUUAGGUUAACAAAUAUUAUAUAAUUUAACAGACAUAUCUGAAAAUUUAUAAAUUUUGUUGAUACGUCUGAUUCAUCACAUUUUAUUAGGUUCUUGUAUAUUAUAUAUGUAAUAUUAUUUAUGUACAUCGUGAACUGAAUUCAUUGUAAAUGCGUUUUGAUGAAUGGAAACUAAGUUGAAGUAUAAGUAUGUCAAACUAUUCAACUUUGAAUUUUUUUAUUUUACAUUUUUUUUCUUACAGUGAUUAUAUGUAAAUGUUGUAUUAAAUGUACAUUUUCUAGAUUCCCGCAAUUAUUAUUUUAAUACGUAAUUAUAUUUGUUCG
This is a messenger RNA of Cinara cedri, 18422 nucleotides long. NCBI's taxonomy places the organism in Eukaryota, Metazoa, Arthropoda, Insecta, Hemiptera, Aphididae. The record is from the annotation of a GenBank genome assembly.